CUUAUUGGUUAUAUCAAUAGUUUUUGGAAGAACAACUCAUCCGUAGGAGCUUGCGAGAUAUAUAAGCUGCCAACAUUUCACCAACUUGUUGUGCAUCUCCCUUCGUACCUCAACGAGAAUUUAUUCCCUCUCAAUUUUAGCUUAAAGGGUUUUUAUUUUUAUCAAAUUUAGUCAUCAUCAUCAUCAUCAUCAUCUCCCCCCUCUUUCUCUCUCUCUCUCUCUCUCUCUGAGCUUCAACAUGACUGUCAGGCAAAACUGUGGAGUCUCAAAGAUUCAAACGGGAGGAGUGUGUUCAUAAGGUUCAGGUUAUGGCUUGGAACUAGUGUAGGAUUGGAUUUAUGGCCUUCUUCUCAGCAAAUUUCAUGCUUCAAGCCCCCCACGAUCAAGAUCACGAACACCCUCAUCGCCAUCAUCAGCACCAGAUCCUAUCCUCUUGCACACCUCAAGACUACCAUGGUGUUGCCUCCCUGCUGGGCAAGAGAUCCGUGUCCUUCACAGGCAUUGACGUGAGCGACGACCCCAACAACAACAACAGCAACGUCAAUGGAGAGGAAGAUCUGUCGGAAGAUGAUGGGUCGCAGCCCGGGGGAGAGAAGAAGAGGAGGCUCAACAUGGAGCAGGUGAAGACGUUGGAGAAGAACUUCGAGCUCGGCAACAAGCUUGAGCCUGAGAGGAAAAUGCAGCUCGCCAGAGCACUCGGCCUCCAACCCAGGCAGAUCGCCAUUUGGUUCCAGAACAGGAGGGCGAGGUGGAAGACGAAGCAGCUGGAGAAGGACUAUGAUGUGCUCAAGAGACAGUUCGAUGCUGUGAAGGCUGACAACGAAGCCCUCCAAGCUCAGAACCAGAAGCUUCAAGCCGAGAUACUGGCACUCAAGAGUACCAGAGAACCAGCCGAAUCCAUCAACCUCAACAAAGAAACCGACCAGGGCUCCUGCAGCAACCGGAGCGAGAACAGCUCCGAGAUCAAGCUCGACAUCACGAGGACGCCGCCUGUCGAGAGCCCGGUCUCAGGCCACGCUCCUCCGGCAGCAGGCCGCCAGCUGUUCCCCUCCUCGAUAAGGCCUGCCGCCUCCGGGGGACUGGCGGUGGCACAGCUGUUCCAAAAUCCCUCGAGGCCCGAUCACCCCAUGAUAGUCAAGGAAGAGAGCAGCAUCACCAACAUGUUCUGCAGCAUGGACGACCACUCCGGGUUCUGGCCAUGGCUGGAGUAGCAGCAUUACUGAAAAGAAACCAAGGAGCGAAAUCGAAUUCUCCAUCCCUAGUCGGAGCCAAGUUAUGGGAAGUACAUUACGUAUUACCCUCCACGAGAUAUAACUCAUAAGAAGGAAGGGAAGAGGAAAAUCCCCAUUUUUUUCUUGCUUAAAUUUUGGUGUAUAAAAAUAGCAACGCAUAUGAUAAAAUUUGGGAAUUUCGAGGACAAUCGUUUAAGAU
Molecule: messenger RNA, 1431 nt
Organism: Rhodamnia argentea
Lineage: Eukaryota; Viridiplantae; Streptophyta; Magnoliopsida; Myrtales; Myrtaceae
Product: homeobox-leucine zipper protein ATHB-13-like
Exons: 3
Coding region: 339-1211 (290 amino acids)
Biological process (GO): positive regulation of DNA-templated transcription
Cellular component (GO): nucleus
Molecular function (GO): DNA-binding transcription factor activity, RNA polymerase II-specific; sequence-specific DNA binding
Source: RefSeq, a predicted model, not a curated record